CGCCCCGCAGAGCAGCGUGAAUAUGGCAGCUCCCAGUGUUCGAUGUGUCGGGCGCUCGCUGUCAGCUGGUUUACCUGGAUUUCUCAGCACGUGUGCACUUUUAAAGUCGUCUAGACGCGGAGAUAUUUCGGCUUUGACAGUUUGUUGGACUCGCAGUUUUGUAACGAGGGGCAGUUUAAGCUGGUGGAGGCAUGGUAGAGGAGUGACAUUGAAGGGGCCAUCAGAGUUGAGGAGCCACUUCCACACCACCUCUGUAAGUCAUCAGCAGGACUUCUAUGAGAUUCUGGGGGUUCCUCGGACAGCCACUCAGAAAGACAUUAAGAAAGCGUACUACCAGUUAGCCAAGAAGUACCACCCGGACACAAACCCAGAUGACCCCCAAGCAAAAGAGAAGUUUGCCCAGCUCGCAGAGGCAUAUGAGACCCUCAGUGAUGAGCUUAAAAGGAAGCAGUAUGACACUUACGGUUCUGCUGGUCCAAGCUCGAGUGGGGCGGGGCAGCAGCAGUACUGGAGAGGUGGGACAACCGUGGACCCAGAAGAGCUGUUCAGAAAGAUCUUUGGAGAGUUUGCGGGAGGGCGUGGCUUUGGAGACCUCAACUCCAUGUUUGAACAGACACCUGAAUUUGUGAUGGAGCUGACGUUCAUGCAGGCUGCUAAGGGCGUGAAUAAGGAGAUCACGGUGAACAUAGACGAUAGCUGUCCGCGCUGUGAUGGUAAAGGUCAUGAACCAGGAACUAAAGUCUCGCAUUGUCACUAUUGCAAUGGCACAGGCAUGGAGUCUACAAACACUGGACCCUUCAUGAUGCGCUCUACGUGUAGGCGGUGUGGGGGGCGGGGCUCUAUCAUCAUCACGCCUUGCAUCAUGUGCAGAGCAACAGGACAAACCAAGCAGAAACAAACUGUUGUGGUGCCUGUACCUGCAGGUAUUGAAGACGGACAGACGGUAAAAGUGCCGGUUGGGAAGAAGUACAUGUACAUCACAUUCAGAGUCCAAAAGAGUCCAGUAUUUCGUCGUAAUGGACCUGAUGUCCACUCUGAUGUGAUGAUUUCAGUAGCCCAGGCCAUUCUGGGGGGUGCAGCUAGAGCACAGGGCUUGUACAGCACCAUUGACAUUGCGAUUCCUCCAGGCAUUCAAACAGACCAGAAGAUCAGACUGGCUGGAAAAGGCAUCCCACGCAUUAAUAGCUUUGGUUACGGAGACCAUUACGUACAUAUCAAAAUUAAAAUUCCCAAGAAGCUGACACAGAGGCAGAGAAUGCUGCUGAUAAGUUAUGCCGAAGACGAAACGGACAUGGAGGGAAGUGUUGAUGGAGUAACCAAACCAGCCGCAGGUAGCUCUCAGACCGGACAGACCUCAGAAUCAGCACAGAACAGAGAGGAAGAGCCAGAGAAAGAAGGUAAAAGAUCUUCAUGGCACUAAACAUUUGGGGUGUAUUUCUCUUCCUUUUGGUUGGACAAAUGGAAAGAAGUACAGUAUGUGGAACCGAACAAACACAAUCGCCCAGUAGAGGACAUCUCUAUGAAUUCGGAGGAGGAAAAUCUGAAUUGUCCCUAUUCUGGCCCAUUUAAAAUUAGGGAUUCGAAGUGGAGGGAAACCAAUUUUCCCCCAAUUCUCAACCUAAUGAAGACACAAGCCAGGCCUCUCUGUGCUGAAUGUGUGCUAUCGAUUGUUUUUGUGGCGGAUACCUGAUCAUUUUGCUAACAAAUAUCUGUUUUAAUAUAUACUUUGUGUUUGUAACUCACUGUCAAGCAGACAUGCUGUCACAGAAUUAAGCAAUAAAGUACAAGAGGAUGUACUUUUGAGUCCGUUUUGAAGAACUUUGUGAAGCAUAUUGCACAGGAGCACCUUCCUGAAGGAAUGUAACUUGCAUUUAGACACUUUUAAGACAGAUUUGUUACCUGAGAUAAAUUAUGUCCCGCUGAAUGAUGCUGAGGGCACGAAAAGCUUUUCGGUAUCAGCCAUCUUGAGCUGUGACAUCAAAUGCU
This is a messenger RNA of Triplophysa rosa, 1986 nucleotides long. It is a transcript of the gene dnaja3b, whose product is annotated as DnaJ heat shock protein family (Hsp40) member A3b. The coding region runs from base 23 to 1420 and encodes 465 amino acids. Lineage: Eukaryota; Metazoa; Chordata; Actinopteri; Cypriniformes; Nemacheilidae. Gene Ontology annotation, biological process: negative regulation of apoptotic process; response to heat; protein folding. Gene Ontology annotation, cellular component: mitochondrion. The record is from RefSeq and is a predicted model, not a curated record. Gene Ontology annotation, molecular function: heat shock protein binding; ATP binding; protein kinase binding. The transcript is spliced from 12 exons.